Polypterus senegalus (gray bichir) is the source of this 2163-nucleotide messenger RNA. It is a transcript of the gene cfi, whose product is annotated as complement factor I. The record is from RefSeq and is a predicted model, not a curated record. Gene Ontology annotation, cellular component: membrane. The coding region runs from base 88 to 2031 and encodes 647 amino acids. The transcript has 14 exons. NCBI's taxonomy places the organism in Eukaryota, Metazoa, Chordata, Cladistia, Polypteriformes, Polypteridae. Gene Ontology annotation, molecular function: protein binding; serine-type endopeptidase activity. Gene Ontology annotation, biological process: proteolysis.
CGAUCAAUGGUGGUUAACUAUUAGGCUGCGGGAGUGUGGGGUUACAAAAGCUGAUUGCAGCGCUGGGACGAACAGAACAGCGCAGCCAUGAAAGUCUCGGAGCGCCGCGGUCCUCUGCUUCUCCUCAUCUGCCUGAUGCCGAUCUGUGUCAUCAGAGGAGAAAGUCAACCAGAGAAAGAGAUCCAUAAAAUCUGUUGUUCUGACAAUGACGAGGUGGAGAACACCCCCAAGACCUCUACUCUGGCUACCACUCUGGCUACCACUCUGGCUGUCACCACUACUGAAAAGCCCCCUAUUAAAGAUGAGUAUCUACAACUCGGGAGCUGCAUGGAUCAGAAAUUCACUUACCGGUCGUGCCAGAAGGUCUUCUGCCCCCCAUGGAUGAGGUGCAUCAAAGGAGAGUGCCUUUGCAAGCUUCCCUAUCAGUGCCCAAAAGACACGGGCUCCCCUUCCUGUGGCACCGACCAGAGAAACUACAGGUCCUUCUGUCAGGUGAAGAGUAUGGGCUGCAAUGGCAGAAAUGUGAAUUUCUCACACAGCGGUGAUGACUGUACAGACCAGUUUCGGUCUUGGUUAAAUCUCACAUCAGGCAACAUGACUUCUCUGGUCGAAAUACAGCGGCCUGGUUCUUCCAAGAGCCUGCUCAUCUGUGGAGACACCUGGAAAAUCCCAGCAGCGAAUGUCAUCUGCAGUCAAGAUGGACAUGAAAGAGGUGCAAAAGAAGCCACCACCUUAAAGUACUCGGAGGUCACCACAGCCAACAAGCCACUCAAGUGUGUAAAUGUCCUGUGCACUGGACUAGAGAGCACCCUGGCAGAGUGCACCAUCUACAAAGAGAAAAACUUAACGAAGAACAUGAAUGUCGCCACCGUCCAGUGCUACACGGACACCCACAGGGUCUGUCGCCGUAGCAGAGAGUUUCCCUGCGUCAAUGGGAAAUGCAUCGCCUUGAACAGGACUUGUGAUGGCGUCAACGACUGCGGGGACCAAAGUGAUGAGCUCUGCUGCAAAAAAUGCAGAGAAGGCUUUCAUUGCAAGUCGGACGUGUGCAUCCCCUGGGAGUCCGUUAAGGACGGCGUGCACGACUGCCUAGGAGGGGAGGAUGAGACCAAAGCAGCAGAAGACUCAAAGCUGCAUAGGGAGCGUCUCAUAUUUACACAAUCUGGAAGAACCUUAUUUGCUGGAAGCCAUUCUUUACAAGCCAUUUCCAACGUGACUGAAGAAAUCGUAGCUACCAGGAAUGCAAUCUCAUCUUUAACUUGUGGGGUACGCAAAGCAGACCCGGUGCGAGUCAAGCGUCUUUUGGGAGGAGUGGUCGCACUUAAGGGGCAGGUUCCGUGGCAAGUGGGAAUCGACGACCAGAACGAAGUCUACUGUGGAGGAAUUUACAUUGGGGGCUGCUGGGUGCUGACGGCUGCCCACUGCGUGAGGCCAAAACCUGAGCUGUAUCGGGUGAAGCUUGGCAUGUGGAACUCCCUAAGAAGUGACGCGAACACCGAUUCCUUGCCUGCGGAAACGGUCAUCAUCCACGAGGACUUCAACCCCUCCACAUACGAGAACGACAUCGCACUGAUCAAGUUCAAGAAUGUUUACAAGAACAAGGAGUGCAUUCGAGAAAAUAAGUUUGUCGCCCCCGUCUGCAUUCCCUGGUCGGAGUAUCAAUUCAAACCUGGCCAUAAAUGCAUUAUUUCUGGUUGGGGGCGUGCAGAAGCAUAUAAACGAGUCUAUAUUCUGAAUGUGGCCACCAUUGAGAUUAUUGGGAACUGUUCCGGCAUUUAUGGAAAGCGCUAUUUCAAAGGGAUGGAAUGUGCCGGUACCUUUGAUGGAACAGUGGACACCUGCCAAGGCGACUCUGGUGGGCCGCUCGUGUGCACAGAUGACAGUGGGGUGGCCUAUGUGUGGGGGAUCGUCAGCUGGGGUGAAAAAUGCGGAGUUGCCAAUUACCCCGGGGUGUACACCAAAGUCGCCUACUACUACGAGUGGAUCAGUUACCACGUGGGCAGAAGUAGCAUUAGCAGAUAUAACAUAUGAAGGAAAGAAAACCAGAAGCUGUAUUCCUGCGGGCUUGACAAAUAACAGAGCAAAGGCAACAGGCAAGUUCACAGAAGAGGAGAAGCCAGUAAUGAAAAGGCAUCAGUCAAUUAAAAUGAGUUCUGAAAUCAC